Molecule: messenger RNA, 624 nt
Organism: Mesocestoides corti
Lineage: Eukaryota; Metazoa; Platyhelminthes; Cestoda; Cyclophyllidea; Mesocestoididae
Source: the annotation of a GenBank genome assembly
AUGGCGUCAAAAUGCGAUUCGACUCAACCACUGAAACCAUUCGGCGUAAUUUUCAUUCUUGGAGGCCCUGGGGCAGGAAAGGGCACAAUUUGUCCGAUGAUAGCCUCGCAUUACAAUAUGAUACACUUAUCCGCUGGUGAGCUUCUUCGUAAAGAAAUGAACACACCUGGUUCGAGAUUCGCCUCUGAAAUUGAGUCGUGCAUUAAAUCGGGUACAAUCGUGCCUGUUGCCAUAACGUGUUCCCUUCUACAUCAAGCCAUGUUGGAAGGCUACAGCCGACAAAAAUGCGUCAAUUACCUCGUCGAUGGAUUCCCACGAAAUGAAGACAAUAAAACCGGAUGGGAGGCAGCCAUGUCCGACAAAACCAAAAUUCUCCAAGUCCUCGUCUUCGAUUGCCCCGAAGACGUCUGCAUUCAGCGCUGCUUGAACAGGGGCCAUGGCCGAAUAGACGACAACGAAGAAACACUGAAAAAUAGGAUUGCGCAAUUCAAAGUGGAGGGCUUGCCAGUGAUCGACUACUAUGGUGCGAGGGGACUCGUCACGCGAAUCGAUGGAAGCAGGACACCGGAACAGGUGUUCCAGCAAGUUCAGCAUUGUCUCGACCGAAUCAUUCACAAUCAAUAG